Pseudonaja textilis is the source of this 2732-nucleotide messenger RNA. The record is from RefSeq and is a predicted model, not a curated record. Lineage: Eukaryota; Metazoa; Chordata; Lepidosauria; Squamata; Elapidae.
UGAUAGUGCGUCACGAACGUUGGAAUUCGAUACGUCCCUAUUGGCGGGGAAGAGCCUGCCAGGAAGUUUUGAGGAAAAGGGGAGAAGAAGAAGGAGGAAAAAAAAAAAAGUUUCUCCUGGGCGGAUCGGAGAAGCGAGGCGAGUUCGGAGCCGAGCGAGCGGAAGGCGAGAAAUGGCCAUUGAUGCCGCUGCGGUCGGCGGGGACUUUAGCGUCGCUUGGGGGGGCUGAUAACUGAAACGUCCCCGGGGAGGCUUGACAGCCGUCCGCUUUCGACGGCAACAUGACGCCAGAUCUUCUGAAUUUCAAGAAGGGAUGGAUGUCCAUAUUGGAUGAGCCAGGAGAGUGGACAAAGCACUGGUUUGUGCUGACAGACUCAAGUCUGAAGUACUACAGGGACUCCAAUGCUGAAGAGGCAGACGAUCUAGAUGGAGAAAUUGACCUACGUACUUGUACCGACGUGACAGAAUAUGCAGUGCAGAGGAAUUACGGCUUCCAGAUACAUACUAAAGAUGGUGUUUUUACAUUAUCUGCAAUGACAUCAGGAAUCCGCCGGAACUGGAUUGAGGCUCUAAGGAAGAGUAUUCGACCAGCCAGUGUGCCUGAUGUCACAAAGCUAUCUGACCACAACAAGGAAAACUCAUUCUGCAACAAUAAAUCCCCCAAGAAUUCCUUCCGAACUGAGCUGCAGCCCAACACUGGAAGUGAGGUGAUAUCCAGAGCUGUCAGCAGGAAGGCUGAAGGGCAGCAACAAGCUUUUGACUAUGUUGACUUAUCCCCCUUACAACAGCGGUCAGCUUUAAAUAAGGGGUCCCCUCAGCGGUCAAGAGGGAGCACGAGAAGUUCAGAUGGAGCAGUCAAGCGGGAAGAGUUGGAGCGGGACCUGGCGCUCCGCUCGGAAGAGAGGCGCAAGUGGUUUGAGUCUUCAUUCAGUGGGGGCCUGCAAACCGAUGGCCCAGCAGAGAAUCUUUGUCCUAAGAAACCUCAAGGGACUCCUCUGACCGAAGCUCAGAGGAGCAGGCUAAAUGAAGACAUCGAGAAGAAGUGGCAGGAGCUGGAAUGUCUGCCUCUAAAAGAGUCCAAACGGGUCCCACUGAUGGUGCUGCUGAACCAGGGCAAAGGGAACCCUGAGGAUGCAAGUGAGGCACUGGAGAAAGAGGUCCAAGCCCUGAGGUCACAGCUGGAGUCCUUGCGUUCCCACAAUGAGGCAAACCUCCAUAAAAAUGGGCAUGCGCCCCAAGGAUACAUUUCCCAGGAGGCAUGUGAGCGCAGUUUAGCAGAGAUGGAAAAUUCCCAUCAACAGGUCAUGUCAGAGGUACAACGGCAUCACCAGUGGGAGAUGGAGCGGUUGCGGCAGGAAAAAGAGCGCCUUUUGACUGAGGAGGCAGCUGCAACAGCUGCAGCAAUUGAAGCUCUGAAGAAGGCACACAGGGAAGAAAUGAACAAGGAGUUGGGCAGGACACGCAACUUUCAGAAAGGGUUUUCAGAUCCAAAUGCGCUUCAGCAACAGCAUCAGUCUGAUGUGGAGUCUCUGAAGAGGGAGUUGCAAGUGCUUUCAGAACAGUAUUCCCAGAAGUGCCUGCAGAUCGGGGGCCUGGUGCAGAAGGCAGAAGAACAGGAACAAAUGCUGCAGCGUUGUCAACAGGAGGGGAAAGAGCUGCUUCGGCAAAACCAGGAGUUGCAGAAGCGUCUUUCAGAAGAGAUUGGCCAGUUACGAGACUUCAUUGCUGCUCGGGGCGCACGUGACAAUGCUUCACACAAUGAGAAGAGUUCUUGUGAGCUACAGGUGCUUCUUCGAGUGAAGGAGAAUGAACUCCAGUAUCAGAAACAAGAAGUCCAGUGUCUGAGGGAUGAACUCCAAAUGAUGCAGAAGGACAAGAAGUUUGCCUCAGGAAAGUACCAUGAUAUUUACCUGGAGCUGAAUCACAUCAAGCAACGGUCAGAACGAGAGAUUAAACAUUUGAAAGAGCAUCUGCGCCUGGCCAUGGAAGCCCUACAAGAGAAAGAGAUGCUGCACAACAAUAUUGGUUAGUUACUUUUUGGUGCACCACUUCGGAGAAUAAAGCAGCAUUCCUCUCCAGGAGCACUGGGCAAGACUUUACCAAAUAGCCAGCACAUGCAUCUGUGUCACUUGGGCAUGUUUUGGGCUGGAUCCUACUACUAGCACCUUUUUGGGACUUUAUACAUGAAAAUAAUUUUUAUAUUUUGGGGAUGGAGUUGGGGAUAUGUUUUAAAAUCUUAUACUUAAGUUUCCCAGCAGUUAACCACAAAGGUGGGCCAGAUAUUUCUCCCUAACGUUCCUUUAGAUCUAAUUGUUUCUUCUCCCAAAUAUUUAGCUGUAUUUACAUUUAAAGUAUUUAUCUGCUUUCAGUUUUCUUCUAAAUGGAGAAACAAAACUACAUAACUCUCAACUUCAGGCUGUAUAGUGUUGCUUCACAGCAAUCCAUGUUGGAAAUACGCUGUGCCGAAAGAACGUUGUAUUAGUUACAUUGUCAGUGGAACUGGUUUGUCCAAAGACCACGCAGAGUUUAUGUUUAGGAUCUAUGAGUAGCAAUUGUUUUCAGAACGGAAGUUUAUUUUUAAUGUUGAUUAAAUGCCUGUGCAUCCCAUUGUAAACUCAGUCUUCCUCCCCAAAAGUUGGGUUCAACUGAUGUGUUCUCAGGGGGAGAAAUUUUACUGCUGAUGUUGCAGAGCCAAACAAUGAAGGUGGCUGAUUUUCUUUUAUUUCUGCAGA